Molecule: messenger RNA, 1826 nt
Organism: Notodromas monacha
Lineage: Eukaryota; Metazoa; Arthropoda; Ostracoda; Podocopida; Cyprididae
Source: the annotation of a GenBank genome assembly
AGUUUCUUGCGUUACAGAGGCUGUGAAUUUGGGUGCUGUUGAAAGUGUGAGGCGAGUUUUUUGUUUGUUUUUUUGGUUGUGCCAUGUCUGGGGAUGUGCAGCCUAAGCGUCGGAAGGACAAGGACAAAAAGAAGAAAAAAGCUCAGCCGGAGGGUUCCACUGAUGAUAUGGGCUCCGAAGACCCCGUGAAGCAGUUUCUUAUUGUUGAUGAUGAAGAUGGAGGGGAUUUGCCACCAGGGGGAGACUCAUCUCACGAAGUUCACGAUGAUCAUCAUGGGCACGGAAGUGCUUCCAUGUGUGGUAGAAUUGUCUUCCUGACACUGUUUGUUGCCCUUCUUGUUGGUGUCUUUGCUGUCUUUUGCGAAAGCUGGGGAAAAUCCAACACUGAAGUGUCAAUAAAAGAGUCAAGGUUCGCAGAACUCUUCAGAGGCUUCGUGGAGGACGUGGACGAACACGAGCACGAGGACGAUCAUUUGCCUCAUGCAUCACACGACGACGAUGAAGAAGAAGGAGAAGAGGAAAGUAGUCACCAGCCUUGGCAAGAAGAGGUUCGUUCUGCGCAGCAAACUCGGUCUGCGACCACAGACCCUCCUGUGCCUGAGCCUGAAGUUGAGCCCUCGACGAUCCUCGCUGGUGUGACCGAGUCCAGAUUAGCUGCAGACGCUAAAACUCAUUUUGAUGGGUUGCGAACUGAACCCCUUGAUGCUUCGUCCAGCAUGGGAAUGAAGAGUGUGGUUGAGAGUAGUGAGAAAAAGGUUGAGCCCGAGGCUGUGCAAGGGCAGGCGACUGAGCUCCUGAAAACUGUGCAAGUGGAGCUCAGCUCGUCUACUCUGGGACGUGAUGUGCCUUCUUACCUAACCCUUGAGACUUCUGGAGAGAUUCAUGCGGAGGAUGAUGACUCGUUACUCAGCUAUUUGUCGAGUUCCAGUGUUCCUCCAGAGCCAGUGGAUGAGCCCUUGUUCACUCAGUCCACGUGGCCUUUAUCUGGAACUGAGCCCGAAGUUCUAGAAUCUGUGGAGAAAUUACCAGAGGAACAGGUUGAUGAUCAACCUGUGGAGCAAGUUAACGAGCAACAAAGUGAUGAAGGGUAUGAAUCAGAUCGAGAAUCACCACCUGAACACCCUGAUGUUCAUUUUGAACAGUCUGACGAAGUUAUUGAGAAGCAUGUGCCCACUGUUCAAGCUCCACCGGUUAUUGAAAUCAGUGAAGCUGUGGAUGAAGUUGAGCAUGUUGAGGAACCGAAACCUGUUGUGGAAGAACCGGAAAUUGAGCAUGUUGAGCAAGUGGAAUUUGAUAAACCUGAGCCUCACCAAGAGGCAAAAAAUGUUGAAGACCCGGCAGUUUCAGUUGUGGAACACAGGGUUAUUGAACCGAAAGAAGUUCCGGAGAAGCAUGUUGAGCCGCUGGAACACAUAGAAAUUGAGCAUGUUUCUGUUGAAGAACCGCAGAUUGUUGACAACGUUCUUCCGCAAGUUGAGGAGAACGUUGUCGAACAUGAACCUGUCCUUCAGGAUUUGAAUGAAGUUCCAGCAAGAUCAGUUGAAGCUUCUGUGGAGGAAGAAAAGUCUCCUGUGCAUUCUCCAGAACCGGAACGUGUUGUCAUUGAACCGGAACUAGAUCAACACGCUCAAGUUGAAGAAAGAACGGAAGUCCCUUCUCUGGAACCGGAACCUUUAGUGGAGGAACCGGAAAUUGAACCCAGGGAGAGUCCGUGGGAUCGAUACGAAUUCAGAGACAUCACCAAUGAGGAUGACUUUGAAGUUCGAGAAGAACUCGACGAACUUGAUCGUUUGUACGCUCAGGACGAGCUGUACCAAGAUCACUAA